This is a messenger RNA of Populus trichocarpa (black cottonwood), 1437 nucleotides long. RefSeq lists its product as uncharacterized. Bases 72 to 1067 code for a protein of 331 amino acids. Lineage: Eukaryota; Viridiplantae; Streptophyta; Magnoliopsida; Malpighiales; Salicaceae. The transcript is spliced from 3 exons. The record is from RefSeq and is a predicted model, not a curated record.
ACCAAUUCCCUUACCUCUCUCACAUUUUCUCUCCGAGGAAACUACGUAAUUAACUUGCUAGGUAAAAAUAUAUGGGGGACUUGAGAACAUUGGCAAUGGCAAGAAUGGAGCUUGAAGAAUUGUAUUUAGGAAUCCCAGAUGAUUCAGUCAACCUCACUUUUGAGGACCUGGCAAUACAUGUAAAACAACACAUAAGUAGCACUACAUCAGAGAAGAUCAACACCACUACCACCAGUUUGGAAUCAAUCCAAGAAGUCGUCCAAACCCCUAAACAAGCUGCUCCUCUAACCAAGUUGCCUAGCCUUGAUUUCAACAAGGGUUUACAGGCUUCCAAAAACCAUCACCAAUCUCAUCACCUUGAUCAUGUUUCUGAAGGGCACCCAUUUGAUAAAUCUCAUAAACAUUACCUGCAUGACGGGACUCAUCGUCCAUAUGGCAGUGGAGGUCAAUAUCAUGAUCAAAGCCAUCAUGUUCAUGCAAAUAUAGGUCCGAAAAGUCCAUCAAAAUCAAGGUUUGCAAUGGAGAGAAGCAGGGAAUAUGAUGAUGAUGAUGUGAGUGUUAUGAACAUGAAUUCUAUGUACCAAGAAAGAAGUGGAAGACCUCGUCGCCCUGGAAUCCCUCACUCCAAUAUUUGCACCGUUUGCUCUACUUACAUCUAUAUUUUUCGACAUCGUUGCUUGGUUUGUGGAAGAGUUUUUUGCAGGAAUUGUGUGAGCGCAGGAAUGGGAGAGAUGACAGAAGGAAGAAAAUGCAUUGAGUGUUUAGGAAGAAAGUUCAGCCAAAGGUACAUAAAUAGAGCAGGAAUAGUAGGGUGCUGUUCAGGGUAUCCUAGUGCUGUUAAGCAGGCAGAGCUCAAGUGGGCUGAGAAGGGGCCAAGAAAGGCAGGAGAAAGAGCAUUUGGUCAUAGCACCAUGACCUCAAGAUCAAGAAGCCCUCUGACUCCAAGGACCCCAAGAACUCCAAAUAAGGCAGCUGGUGUUAGCAUGAGCCAAGAUCUACCUUCUUUUGUUACUAGCGCACCUUAUUCUCCUUACAGUACUCCUAAACAUCACCACCUGCCCUUGUAGGAAGGGUCCUAAUUCCACUUCCAAAUUUUAUUUCGGUCUAAGAUCAGUUUCUUAAUGUGUUAAUUUGUUUUCGUCAUUUAUAUUGUUGUUCUUUCAUUUGUUUUUUUUUUGGUUAAAAUCAAAAUCUUUAAGGUUUCAGCAUGUGAGCAGAUUAGGAUGCUUUAUGUUUGAUAGUUCUUGUACUUGAUAUAUUUUAUUUACUAAUAAUUUGUGAUUUAAAUGUUGGAUCAUUUUUCUAAAUUUAGGUGUACUAUCUGUAAAAUAAUUAUAAAUUGGAGUAAAAGUGUGACUUUUUUUUUGGUACAAAAGAUGAUAAGGCAGCCACCAAGGCCUGCCCACUGCCAACACCAGAAAAAUCAUCCAUUAGCAA